CGACGACUUCACCUCCCCGCGGUUUUCUGCACUCACGCAAGCGCAAUGCGCACCUGAAACGCAGAAAGUGAAAACUGCACAUCAUGGUAUCGCUCCGUGUAGGGCGCAGCAAUAUUGGAUAGUGGUUGUAAAUCGCAAACUAGCAGUGCGAGGACGAAAUCGCUGCGGUGUCCAUUGCGCCGCGAGGAUGGCUGAUGCCUGCACGGCACUGGUGCUCUCCGAUACUGCGGUAGUCAUACGUCACAAAACAGCUGAGGUGCCGGCUAAAGGCGUACGUUCGUGACGUCUCUCGUGGAUCACGAGCCGCGGGUGCCGACACCAUGGCGUCCACUAUGCAGCUCGAGUUCACACAGGCAAUGACUGAUUUUAAAACUAUGUUUCCUGAUAUGGAUGACGAUGUUAUUGAGGCAGUACUUCGAGCUAACCAGGGAGCGGUGGAUGCUACCAUUGACCAGCUUUUAGCAAUGAGUACGGACAAUCAAAACGAAAGACUUCGUUUGGAAAUGGAGAGAGUUGAAAGUAGUUCUCCAUCAAGACGCAAAGAUUUAAUAAAAAGGAUAUCUCGUGGAGUAGAAAAUGGUGAGGACAAUGACACUACGGCACUUGUAAACGUUGAUAGCGAAACUAUUCCACUCUCUGUGAAAAGAAAAUGGAUUCCUCGAAUGCUUGGCCCUUUGCCUCCCAUGUUUCUUCGUAUUCCACCUACAACUGACGCUAGAAUUGACCUUAGUUUAGACAUGGAUGACGAUCGCAUCGCAACAUUUUUGCAAAAUGAAGAGUUUAUGGCUGAAUUGCGUUGGAAUCAAGAAUUUAUUGCGGCGUUGGACAGCGAGCAAGGAAAUAAAACUAAAUGUCACGAUGACGAAGCGGCAUUUAAAGAAAGACUAAAAAAUAUGGGAAAAUCGUCACGCAAGAAAUUCGCGCAAUUGUCUAGGAUGUUUUCACGUGGUGGAUCACGACGUAGCGGUAGUGCACGCGCGCCCUCGCGCGGACCACCUGACAGCUUACUAUUGCAAGAAGAGCACAGUGACGAUGACGACCGACCGCAGGUGCAGAAUAUCAAAAUAUAACAUACGUCGUCAUUCUAUUAUGAUAUCACCACGCUUGAGUGUUUGAAGAAAGACUAUAACGAAGGGCCUUAAUGUAUUAAUUGGAGUUGCACAAGGUUUCGCAUAAGACUGGGAUUGUUUAGAUAAGAUCGCAUUAGUUCGUUGUUAUUGGAAGCCCGUAGAGAGAAGGUUGUAUAUUGUUAGACUACUAUGUUAAAUUGAAAUAAUGAUGAUGGUUUUCUUAAAAAUAUAUUUCGACGAUAUCGCUAAUUUAAUUGUAAAUAAUUGUUGUACUAGCAAGUUCCAUUAGGUAGAUUGCUUUGUUCAUCCUACAACUUAAAUUAUUUCGCUAACGUAUUAUUUUGUUGUCUUCUUCGAUAAUACGGUACUGGUAAAACAAUUAAAUUAUAUUAUUUAGCCUCGAUUUUAUAUUUUUAUAUGACUAACCACAAACUCUAUCAUCUCACUAUGCACUGUUACUGUAUGGAAUAGUUGUUCUAAGCCUACACUAGGAAUAUUUCAGUUUUAUCCAAUUUUCAAUGCUAGUACCAAAAAUAAAAAUAUAAUAAGCUA
Molecule: messenger RNA, 1622 nt
Organism: Nymphalis io (European peacock)
Lineage: Eukaryota; Metazoa; Arthropoda; Insecta; Lepidoptera; Nymphalidae
Product: CUE domain-containing protein 1
Exons: 3
Coding region: 321-1070 (249 amino acids)
Molecular function (GO): ubiquitin binding
Source: RefSeq, a predicted model, not a curated record